UGUGAACCAGAGGGUCACUCCAUGACGCAGCGACGCACGCAGGGCGUUGUUCUUCCAUAAUGAGAAACUUUAUAACUGAACGUUGGCCCUGGCAUCAAUCUAGUGUCAGUAAGACUUUGUAAGGAGGAGGACUACUGCUGGUGGACUCUUUUUGGGAACUUGCUUCUUGCUUUUGCUACUUCUGAAGGAAACACGAGCUCAGCGCCUGAAAUUAUCUGUAAAGAUGCUGCUCCUGCUCCUGGGAAUCGUCUUCCUGCACAUCGCUGCUCUUGUCCUCCUCUUUGUGUCAACAAUAGUCAGCGUAUGGACGACGGGGGAAACUAUAACCUCUGACCUCUGGAGAAACUGCACAACUUAUGGCAGAGAGACCAGCUGCAACCCAGCAUCAGCCGGAGAGUGGAUCCAGGCAGUCCAGGCUCUCAUGAUCCUCUCCAUCAUCUUCAGUGUCCUGUCUCUCUUCCUGUUCUUCUGCCAGCUCUUCACCUUGCAGAAGGGUGGACGCUUUUUUCUCACUGGAGCCUUCCAGAUCCUGGCCAGUUUGUUUGUGAUGAGCGGAGCCAUCAUCUACACGGUGAUGAGUCCAGAGUGGGUGCCUGAGAAGCACAACUUUGGCUACUCCUACAUCUUGGCGUGGGUGGCCUUCCCCUUGGCACUCAUCAGCGGACUCAUCUACGUAAUCUUGAGGAAACGAGAAUGAGUCCUCAGUUACCCGACAGCAAGUGUUCGAAGUCCCCUUCUGCAGUUUCAGGUUGUGAAGGUAGCCUUAAACGCAGCUAACAUAGGGGAGCUAAUACCAAAAACCACCAAUACUGUUAAAGAUGUAUAUAGUAUCUAUGGUUUAAAACCUAUUUAUAACACUUUUUACAUAAAUGUACAUAGUCUUUGUGUUGCUUUGUCAAAUGUGCUUUGUUUAAGCUGAUUAAGUGCCUCAGUCUUUGUUUGUAACGAUGAAAUGAUCCAACAUGAUUGUGUUGUGGUUUUAUCUGCCUUUUUGUUUGAGUAAUUGCCAAAGAUAAAAAGAAAAAAAAAAUACAAAACAAGUGUUUUACCAACCAAAAUGCAUGUAUAAAAACAGGAAGAUAAAGCAAACUUUUAUUUAUGGACUUGCUCAAAUAGUGUAAACAUCAUAGGAUGUAGCAUAGCCUUGAAUUGGUUAUUUUUCUAUUUUUGAAUUUGCUAUUUUUUGUUUCAUUUACUGCAAAAUAUGGUGCUAUGUAUUUAUCAUUCCUAUUACUGAUAGAAAUCAUUUACUAGAUAUUUUGUUGUGUUAUACGUUAUUUAAAUUGAGAAUCAAGUCAGAGGAACACUGCAGAGCCUCACUGCUUAUUUAGGGAACACAACUUAUACUUAGCAGUGUUUUGUGUUUGUUCAUCAGCAGUAAAAUUGUAAGAUUAAGGCUGUGCACAGAUGAGGUCAGAAUUAUUACUCUGCACAUUAAAAAAAUGGUUUCGGUAGGUUUUAAAUGAAUCUGUUUGAAAUGUCUUCAUUAUUGUUUCUGUUGAAGCCUCAAGAAGCCAAAUUGCCUUUAUAAUCAAACCUCUUUUAGGGAAUAACACUGCCAACAAAAAUAAUAACAAUGCUACAACUACAAGCCACCAAGGUGAAUCCAAAUGAAAAUCAAUUGCAACAUAUAGUGGUUACUCUAUAUGUGAAGUAAGGACAGAGAGACCUGCAGCAACGAUACCAUUAUUAGCUUGACAUACUUGAAGACUCGCUGCGAUUUCUGCCUACUCGUGUUAGUUAUCUUUGUUCUGCUCUACUGUACAAAAACACAGUUUAUAAAUAUGUGUGUGCAUAACAGCAACUUGCAGCAAAAAUGUAGUCUCAAAUGCUCACUAAAUAAAACUACUCUGCAUUAUCCAGUACUGUGUUUUCCACUGUUACAAGAGACUGGCUUUGAUGUAUGUGAAGCUAAAUUGGACCCAGAAGCCCUUCUUAAGGAUUUAUUCUAACAAUAAAGAAAGAAACAGCUGCAAGAGCAGCGCACAGAAACCAUAAAUCCCUUAACUGGUUUCUGGUGCAGAACCCAUAACUGACAUGUUGCAUGUUUUACAUGUGCUUUAAGAUGGAUACCUAGCUUGUCUUGAUGAGCAUCCUUUCUGCAUGUGGUUGCAAAAUUACUGUAUCCAACUUGUGUCAUGCUCGCUGGGGCAAAGGCACGCCUUGCAAUACCAGUUAUUCAAAACAUGCAUCAUGUGUUUCGGUGUUGGUGUCUCCUCCCACACCAGAUAAGAGAGGACUUGUUUAAACUCUGUGUGAUGCUACACAGUAUGUCCUCCACCCAUCUCCUUUAAAACAGCUAUGUUUUACUGAAACUGCUAAUUGGCUAGGGGUUGUAUCUGAUCAUGGGUCCAGUUAGAAGAGAGUCCCUCUAAUGACGACUGCCCUGAUUUGUUGUAAGCCUAAAGCCUUCUCCAUCUCAACCUCUACAAAGCUUAUUCCAAUUUAUUCAUUAAUAAAAUAUAUUUCUGACCACCUAA
Messenger RNA from Nothobranchius furzeri (turquoise killifish), 2480 nucleotides. It is a transcript of the gene pmp22b, whose product is annotated as peripheral myelin protein 22b. Gene Ontology annotation, cellular component: plasma membrane. The record is from RefSeq and is a predicted model, not a curated record. NCBI's taxonomy places the organism in Eukaryota, Metazoa, Chordata, Actinopteri, Cyprinodontiformes, Nothobranchiidae.